Molecule: messenger RNA, 2823 nt
Organism: Symbiodinium sp. CCMP2456
Lineage: Eukaryota; Dinophyceae; Suessiales; Symbiodiniaceae
Source: the annotation of a GenBank genome assembly
AUGCCAGCAGGUCGGCCGUCGACUACGGCAGCUCCUUCAGUGCCCGUGGCUCCACCACCGAAGUCGUCGGCUACAACUGCAGAACCAGUUCCGUCGCCGAAGACCAGUGCAGUUCCCGAACCUGUGGCUCCACCGAAGUCGUCGUAUACAGCUCCUGCAGAACCAGUUCCGUUGCCGAAGAGCAAUGCAGUUCCCGAACCAGGACAGCCGGUCGUGGCUCCACCGAAGUCUACAGCUCCCGCAGAACCAGUUCUGGUGCCGAAGAGCAGUGCAGUUCCCGAACCAGGACAAGUGGCCGUGGCUCCACCGCCGAAGUCUUUGACUACAGCUCCCACAGAACCAGUUCUGGUGCCGAAGAGCAGUGCAGUUCCCGAACCAGGACAAGUGGCCGUGGCUCCACCACCGAAGUCUUUGACUACAACUCCCACAGAACCAGUUCUGGUGCCGAAGAGCAGUGCAGUUCCCGAACCAGGACAAGUGGCCGUGGCUCCACCACCGAAGUCUUUGACUACAGCUCCCACAGAACCAGUCCUGGUGCCGAAGAGCAGUGCAGUUCCCGAACCAGGACAAGUGGCCGUGGCUCCACCACCCAAAACUUUGACUACAGCUCCCACAGAACCAGUUCCGCCGCCGAAGAGCAGUGCAGUUCCCGGACAGCCGGUCGUGGCUCCACCGUCGAAGUCGUCUACAGUUCCCGCAGAACCAGUUCCACCACCGAAGAGCAGUGCAGUUCCCGGACCAGGGCAGCCGGUCGUGGCUCCACCACCGAAGUCGUCGACAGCUCCCGCAGAACCAGUUCCACCGCAGCAGAGCAGUGCAGUUCCCGAACCAGGACAGCUGGCGACCCCGACUCCACCGCCGAAGUCGUCUCUUCCGAAGACCCGACCGCUUGGUUUGCCCAGUGCAGCCGUGCUGGCUUCCUCUGUGAUCGUGCAACAGUCCCAUGAGCUGCUGUUUUGGAUGGCGAAAGUUCUCUACAGUGGCAAGGAUGAGGACUGGUUCGACAACAAGGACAUGGCGGCGCCCAGAUGUCAGGAACACAUCCUUUACGAAGCAUGGGAACGUAUGGUGCAGGGACCUGAUGGCAACUUUGUCUUUGGUGAAGACUGUCUGGCAGAUGACAUGGAGAGUUUCUGUCAAUUUGUAUCAGAGACUGUGCCGGGGCUUCCCAGAUGGGAAACACUCACAGGCAAGAUGCUUGCCGACGUCGCCGACACCCAGCUCGAGAAUUCCAAGGAGGAUGCUGAGCCUGAGCGGCCUGCGUCGCCUGAGCGGCCUGCGUCGCCGCCGCUUAAGAAGCAGCGCCCGGUUCGGGCGGACACCGACCUCAGCCUCACUGCAAAGUCUGGAUCCAGCGGCGAUUUCUCGCCGCUUUUUCAGGACCGAAAACAUAUUGCCGAACCCCGGCCGCCCCCGAUCGUUCGCAAAACGGCCGCGGUGUUUGCCGAGCAGAAGGACCAGGUGGAUGGCUUGGCAAAGACACCCGAGAAGGACCAGAUGGACGGCUUGGCAGAGACACCCCCUGCUGAUGCGCCAGAGGCACUGCCUCAGCUACCACCAGAGAAGAUGGCGAAAUACGACAGCUGGUGGAAGCAGUGGGGGAGAAGCUCAUCGCGGGACAGCGAUGCCACGAUGGCCAGCUCUGCGACCGAGAGUCUCGAUGGAGCCGAUGUCAUGCAUACGGUGCAGCAGAUGGCUCCCGGACCUUUGAAAUCGGCUUUGAUGGAAGUCUUGAUGCAGAAAGAGCCUGUGCCAGCAGAGGUGCAGCCCCGCCCGGAGCCCGUGCAAUCGGUUCAAGCACCUGGUGUGCCGAUUCAAGCACCUGCUGCGCCGGCGCAAGCACCAGCUGCACCGAAGUGGCCAGUGUCGCCGGAUGCAGAGCCAGUGUCGAACAGGAGUGGAGGCGACGACAGGCUCGAAGCAUUCCAAAAAUGGGUGCUCAGCGGGGGCAACGGCAAGGCCGUUGAAGCGACGAUAAGAAUGCAGCGGAGCUGCGAAGAGGCCCACAACGACGGGGGACGCUACAAGCCGUGGGCUUCGAUCGUCGAACACUUCAAGGGCGACACCGACGAAGCUUUGGUGUUCGCCCAGAAGAGGAGGCAGGAGGAACGUGGAACCUCGACAUGCCGAAACACUGGUGUCGAGACGUUCUUGCUGUUCGACGAGGAGUCCAUCAACUGGACAACCAAAAAGCUCGACCAGAUCACGGUUGAAGUGGGAGCCGACCUCGAGAUUGCGACCCGAUUGGCAAAGAUGAUGGAGAAACAACCGCACCUCUUCAAGAAGCAGGAUGGCAAGCCACGUGAUGGCCCGGAUCCGGUCACCAACGAUGCAACGGACAGUCCAUCGGAUGCCAAGACCAAGCCGACAACCAAAGCAAAGGGGAAGGCAAAAGCCAAGCCCAAAGCGAAGGUUGACAAGCAGAUCCACACGGAGCUGCCGACGAUGGACCUGGCCGGCUUGGCUGUCUUCAAGGAGUCCUGGACCAAAGCGGUAUCCGAUGCUCAAGGGCAUGCUACGACCAUGGUAUGCGAGCUGGAAAACUUCGAGUCGCAGGAGAAGCUGUGCGAACUCAUUAACCAGGCGAAGGAGGGGCUCUCCAUGGCGAGGAAGGAUAUGAUGGCCGUUGAUGUGUCGAGCGAGAACUGUCGCUCGUUGAUGGAUCAGAUUCUUAUGGCCGCAAAGCCGUACGUGCAAGCCUACCUGAAGCACACGCGGAUCGGUGCCGCGAAACGCGAGAACGAGAAGAAGAAUAAGAAGGCUAAGGACGCUAAGGACGCACCGGCUGCAGGUGAGGACGGUGAUCAGUUGCCAAAGCAGUGA